UCAGCAGUCUUCGCUUAGUGCUUUUAAUUUAAAUGAAAGGAGAGAAAUUAGGAAGAAUGAAGGGUCUGAUGAAAAAGCAUCUCAUGAACGAAAGAGUUCAUAUGAGAUGCGAAAUUCUGUUGAAAAGAAAGAAAUUUUUAGUAGCCGUGCAUCAAAUGAAAAUUUCAAUGUGUUGCCAUCACAAUUUGAUCGUCGUCUUGAACCAAUUCAAAAGCAACCCUUAACUGACAUAAACGAAUCUCAGGGACUUGGGAAUUCCUACGAGAUUCGAAAUUAUAAUGAAAAGAAAGAUGUAACUGUCAGCCGACCGUCAGAUGAAAAUAACGGUCCUCUAUUUAAGAUACCACUACAGAGACAGUCGCCAGCUGAUGUAAUUGGUCCGAUGGAGAGUCAUGAAGGGUUUGGUUCGAAUGAAGAAGAUUCUGACUCUGACAACUCGGCACACAGUCCUCGGACGGUGGAUCGUCGGAUGUCAACUUCCAGCACAAAAUCCGUUGCAUCCCGCGAAGAAGGUACAGUUAACUCACGUACUCAAUCCAAUUCCCCCUCCAUAUCAGAGAUGUCGCAAGAGUUAAUGGUGCACAUAAAUGGUACAAAAUUCAGUCAAUCUAUAAAAAACGAAAAAUUCGAUUUUCAAAAGAAUUGGGAUAACAACCGACAUGAUGGUCAAUUAAAAAAAUCUUCAGGGCUUGAGCAAUCCAGGAAAGAGGUAAAUAACGGUUCGUCCGGGAAUUCUAAGAUUAUUUCACAUCAGCAAGAGUUAAAUACAUUCCAAGGAGACCGACACCAAGUGAUGGCUAAGGGGAAUGAUGGUAGCCUUUCAAAUCAAUUUUCGAACAUCGGUUCAAUUCGACAAGAAACUGAACCUCGUGUUGAAGACGAUCAUCCACUACAACAACUAUCCGAACUAGCACUCAAUCAUGAGCCAAAUUCAGAACGACUUCAAUAUCAAUCCAAAAAUUUUAAAGAUUCGUCUCCGCGAUCUGUACCUCCCUGGGAAAUAUCCUCUGAAGGACUUUCAAAAAAAUCAAGGAAUAUAUCGAUGCCAGAUCUACGAGUUUACUCUCGAGAUCCCCGAGAUUCGAUAGAAGAGAGACAGCAACCUCCUGAACCUCAUUUCCCUAUAACUCACGAGGUUCGACCACAGACUCAAAGGUCAAUUGAAACAGUAGAGAAUGUGACGUCACCAGAAUCUCUGAUGGCAAUAAAAAGCCGACAGCAGACUCAUUUAUCUAAUGAGGUUGACGUUUCUUUGCAAGAGAAUCGAUUCUCAAGAUGUCAAGACAAUCAACUCCAAAAUGUUGGGCCUCAGGUCGUCAAUGUCACGCAGGAAAUGCGUUCAUCAUCUUUGCAGCAAUUUCAAGAUUCUAGUCAUUCUUUCGCACAGAAUAGUCACCCUCCGCCAAUACACCGAAUUCAAGAACCUCGAGUUCAAAUGCAAGAAGCUCAAACUCAGUCGGCUAUCCGUAGAUUCCAGGAAGUGCACCACCUUCAACAUAAUCAAUUAUUACAAAACCAACAAUCUAAUAGAUUGUUGCGAAAUAGUGAAUCGCACUUACAGAAAUACCAGGAGACACCCGUUUCAAUAAAGGAAAAUCGAUCACGUUCUCAGUC
Acaulospora morrowiae is the source of this 1614-nucleotide messenger RNA. Lineage: Eukaryota; Fungi; Glomeromycota; Glomeromycetes; Diversisporales; Acaulosporaceae. The record is from the annotation of a GenBank genome assembly.